CCAGCAGUGCGGAUCUCGGAGCUUAAGCAGUGAGAAUGAGCGGCCUGAAGGAACUGUGCGAGCUGGUGUCCGGGUUGAGCUUCCUGGACCCUGAUGAACUGAGUGCCUUUCAAGCCAAACUGGACUCCCGAGCGGUCAAGCCUCCGGCCGGAUUCCGCAGACACUCGACUAGCUUCCUGCCGCCAGGCAAAUGCCAAGCCCUGGCCCCGGGCGACAGCUCCUGGCCCCUGGCCCAAUCGUUGGGUCUGAGCCGCUGUUUGAGCCACGGAGACUCGCCGGAGGAUUUCAGCAAACCUGCCGUGCAGCAGCAGCAGCAGCAGCAGCAGCCAAGCCCCCGCUACAAGACCGAGCUGUGCCGGCCCUUCCAGGAGAGUGGGCUCUGCCGCUAUGGGGACAAGUGCCAGUUCGCCCACGGCCUGGGGGAGCUGCGGAUCCUCAGCCGUCACCCCAAGUACAAGACCGAGCUGUGCCGCACCUUCCACUCCACCGGCCUCUGCCCCUAUGGCUCCCGCUGCCACUUCAUCCACAACCCGGAGGAGGAGUGGGCUUCGCGCCUGCCGCUGUCAGCCCGCCCCCGCCUCCGGCAAAGCACCAGCUUCUCGGGCUUCUCUUCUGACCGCCUGGGGGGGCUCUGCCCUGGCUCGGGGGGUCCCCUGUCCCUCUCCCCACCACCCUGCACCGACCUGCCUGACUGGGACUCGCUGCGAUCGGCUGUCAGCCAGGAGUUUGCCCGGGUCAUGAAGCUGACCUGCUGCAGCUGCCACAAGCACUUAAACCCUGUCUCCAAACCUCAGGCAGACUUGUCCUUCAGGAGCCCCUACGCAGACUCUCUCUCUGACCAGGAGGAUUACAGCAGCAGUGGCUCCGAGUCUCCCGUCUUUGACCAGAACAGACGCCUCCCCAUCUUCAGCAGAAUCUCGGUAUCUGACGACUGAAAUGUGCCUGGGAACAAUUUAUUUUUCUGUUUUAUCUUUUAAUUCUCCAUAAACUCUGGGGCGGGGGCACUGCCUUUCCCCAAUUUCUCCCUUUACCUUUCAAGCCAAGAAUUGUGGAUUGAUCUUAAGUUGUCUUUGAAGGGGUCCUUGAAUUUAUUCAAGGCAGGGUUAGACAGAUUUUUGAUACACAACGGAGUUGAGGGUUACGUUGGAGGGGGGGUGGGGGGGGGCAGACAAGAAAGUGGAGCUGAGACCAGAAACAGAUAAGCCAUGAUCAUAUUGAAUGGUGGAGCAGACGCAAAGGGCUGAAUGUUCUGCUGACUACCAUCGGCUGGUGAAGAGGGUGGAGGGUCUGGAUAUCUACAGUUGGAAGUUGUAGCAAAAACUGUGAAUCACUUUUUAAAAAUGCACAGAUUCGAAAUUGUCUUGUGAUCUGAGCUGCAAUCUGUCAGGGAACAAAGUGUUUUCAACACCCCAUUUUAAAUAUUAUGUAUUAAUCUACUUGUACCAAGUAUUUCGUACAAACUUUCUGAGCUGUUUACUGCACAAUAUAGAUUUUAUUUAAAUUAUUUAUUGAAGAUUUUUGGAAUGUUUGUAUAUUUAAUGAUAUAGCAAUCUAUAUAUUUUGUUAGAUAAUUUAUGAUCUUUUUAAAAAGAAAUAAACGACAGGCUCUGACCUUUAUAUCUGUUUAAAAUGCUAUCUGAUCCCUCUUUAUUUCACUUGUGAAAUAAAAGGCUCUGGUGCCUCUAGUUUUGGAA
This is a messenger RNA of Carcharodon carcharias (great white shark), 1694 nucleotides long. Its product is annotated as mRNA decay activator protein ZFP36L2-like. NCBI's taxonomy places the organism in Eukaryota, Metazoa, Chordata, Chondrichthyes, Lamniformes, Lamnidae. Gene Ontology annotation, molecular function: metal ion binding; mRNA binding. Bases 36 to 935 code for a protein of 299 amino acids. The transcript has 2 exons. The record is from RefSeq and is a predicted model, not a curated record.